AAAGAGCUUUUGGAAAAAAAAAAAAAUUAGAAACAUCAGCUUCUUCUAAAACCUGAAAAAACCAGAAACAUUUUGACGUUUCUUGAAUUUUAAUGCAGCGAGAGCAUUGAUCUCAAUCUUCCAAAAAUGGGACACACAAGCGGUGAAUUCCUGGAAUAUCAGCGGGGAACCAUGCACCGGAACUGCUCUGAGCCAAGAGGACACCGUUUUCGAAGAUCCUUCCAACAAUCCGGCCAUCAGAUGAGAGUGUAUGCACUGAACAAACAAGGGGUGUUACCGGAGGAGCUUUUGGCUCUCAAAUACUUAACCUUUCUGAAGAUCGAUCAAAAUUAUUUCACCGGUCCCUUGCCGUCAUGGAUUGGGAAUAUGUCUACAUUGAUGUUGUUGUCUAUUGCCCACAAUGCAUUCUCUGGGCCCAUUCCUAAGGAGCUUGGAAAUCUUAAGGAGCUAACUAUGCUAUCCUUUGGUAUAAAUAAUUUCUCUGGAACGCUCCCACCUGAACUUGGUAAUUUGGUCAAACUAGAACAAAUUUACAUUGACAGCAGUGGAGUUGGUGGUGAAAUUCCCUCAACAUUUGCUAAACUUCUAAACAUGCAAACCAUGUGGGCAUCAGACAAUCCUUUCACAGGCAAGAUACCUGAUUUCAUUGGCAACUGGACAAAGCUUACAUCAUUGAGAUUUGAAGGAAACUCCUUUGAAGGUCCUAUACCAUCUAGUUUUUCUAAAUUAACCUCUCUAAAUUCUCUGCGUAUCAAUGGUUUAUCCAAUGUGAGCUCUUCUCUUGAUUUCAUAAGAAAUUUAAAGAAUUUAACUGACUUAAUUUUAAGAAAUGCAUUAAUUACUGGUAGUAUUCCAUCUGAUAUUGGAGAACUCCAAGCUUUACAAAAACUGGAUUUGAGUUUCAAUAACUUGACAGGCCAAAUUCCAAGUGCUUUGUUCAACAUAAAUUCUCUUACAUACUUGUUUCUUGGAAAUAAUAGUCUGUCUGGUACCAUCCCUAGCCAAAAGAGUGAAAACCUAAUGAAUAUAGAUUUAUCUUACAAUUUUUUGUCUGGAAGCUUUCCCUCAUGGGUGAACACAAACUUACAACUGAAUCUAGUAGCCAACAACUUCAUAUUUGACAAUUCAAACAAAAGAAUUGCAUUGCCUUCAAAGAAGCUUCCCAUGCAACAGGAACUCUCCACUCUAAAGAAACUUCAAGUAGAGGUGAAGAGGCAUAGACAAUUGUAUUUUAGAGUGUUCUUAGACUCUCAGUGGCAAAUUAUCCAUUUCUACUUCUCUAAUGCAAAUUUCUCAAUCAAGUGUGGUGGCCCAGAGAUGACCGCUGAUGGGAAAAAAUAUGAGGCUGAAAACUCUUCUCUUGGCAUAGCAUCGUUUAAUGUAAUCAGUACUGAGAAAUGGGCAGUUAGCAAUGUGGGUUUGUUUUCUGACAGAAAAAAUGUACUCUAUGUGCAGUACACCUUGGCACAAGUGAGAAACACAAACUCACCGGAGCUUUAUCAGACUUCAAGGAUAUCCCCCGGAUCACUCAGAUACUAUGGCCUAGGCCUAGAGAAUGGGCCUUAUACAAUUAACUUGCUUUUUGCAGAAACAGCUUUUGAUGAUCGAAGCAAACAAACUUGGAAGAGUCUGGGAAGGCGAGUUUUUGAUAUUUAUAUUCAGGGAACCAUUGUAUUGAAGGAUUUUGACAUAUCAAAAGAGGCAGGUGGGGUUGAGAGAGCAAUCAUUAAGAAUUUCACUGCUACUGUGACAGAGAACCAUCUUGAAAUUCACCUGUUCUGGGCUGGUAAGGGAACUUGCUGCAUACCAGAUCAAGGUUACUAUGGACCAUCCAUUUCAGCAAUUAGCGUGGUAUCAAAUUUCCCACCAACUGUAAGUGGGAUUCCCCCAUAUACAGCAAAAGAGAAGAGGACUGGGUUGAUUGUUGCUGUUGCAGUUCCUGUCGGAGUUGUCACCUUCUCCUUGAUAUUGAUAUUUGUAGUCUUUUACUUGAGAAGGAGAAAAGAUGAUGAUGGGGAAGAGCUUCUUGGAAUAGGACCCAGACCAAACACCUUCAGUUAUGCUGAGUUGAGAGCUGCAACAGAUGACUUCAGUCCCUCUAAUAAGUUAGGAGAAGGGGGAUUUGGUCCUGUAUACAAGGGUAAACUUUCUGAUGGGCGGGUAGUAGCUGUGAAGCAGCUUUCUGUAGCAUCUCACCAAGGGAAGAAUCAAUUUGUUACUGAGAUUGCUACCAUAUCUGCAGUGCAACAUCGCAACCUUGUUAAACUGUAUGGAUGCUGCAUCGAAGGAAACAGACGCCUCCUUGUUUAUGAGUAUCUUGAGAACAAAAGCCUUGACCAAGCACUCUUUGGUAUGACUGAACAAGUUAUUUGCUCCCUUUUAGCCUUUAUGUGGGAAAAUGAAACAGGAAAUAAAGACUUGCAUCUUGAUUGGCCAACUCGCUUCAGUAUCUGCCUGGCAAUUGCUAGGGCACUAGUUUAUCUUCAUGAGGAGUCAAGGCCAAGGAUCAUACACAGAGACGUGAAGGCAAGCAACAUUUUGCUUGAUGCUGAGCUCUGUCCGAAAAUAUCUGACUUUGGAUUGGCAAAGCUAUAUGAUGACAAGAAAACUCACAUCAGCACUCGUGUUGCAGGAACCAUUGGCUAUUUGGCACCAGAGUAUGCAAUGCGUGGCCACCUCACUGAGAAGGCAGAUGUCUUUAGCUUUGGUGUUGUUGCUUUGGAAAUUCUCAGUGGAAGACUAAACUCUGACAACAGCCAGGACAAUGGCAAGAUCUAUCUUCUUGAAUGGGCAUGGACUCUCUAUGAAAGCAACCAAAGUCUAGGUCUGGUGGAUCCAACCCUAGUGGAGUUUGAUGAAAAUGAAGCUUUAAGAAUGAUAGGAGUGGGACUCCUGUGCACCCAAGCAUCCCCAAUGAUGCGACCACCCAUGUCAAGGGUUGUAGCUAUGCUUGCUGGGGAUAUUGAAGUGAGCCCUGUUGCAUCAAAACCAAGUUAUUUAACUGACUGGGAUUUUAAGGACAUAACAGCCAGCUUGGAGGCUGAAAACUCACCAUCUACUGGGUCUGAGCACAGUGAUAACAAGAACAAGAACAAUCUUAAUCCAAAGAAAGAGCUGGUGCCUUCUCCAUUAAAUGUCACUGAAUUCAGUGACAUUAUUGGGGAAGGAAGGUGAGAGAUGCUCUUCUUAAAAGCUCCAUUUUGCUACUUCUCUUCUAUCUUGCCACAUAUUUUCUAGCUCUAUAAAGUAGAUACUGAAAUUGUGUGAAUUUCUGUAAUUCAUACCACUUAUAUGUUGAUCAUUUCUGUGUGUGUAAAUAUUGGCUUGCAAUAAGGCUGCUGUGUUUGU
Rubroshorea leprosula is the source of this 3348-nucleotide messenger RNA. The record is from the annotation of a GenBank genome assembly. NCBI's taxonomy places the organism in Eukaryota, Viridiplantae, Streptophyta, Magnoliopsida, Malvales, Dipterocarpaceae.